Messenger RNA from Colletotrichum scovillei, 1278 nucleotides. RefSeq lists its product as uncharacterized. Lineage: Eukaryota; Fungi; Ascomycota; Sordariomycetes; Glomerellales; Glomerellaceae. The coding region runs from base 1 to 1278 and encodes 425 amino acids. The transcript has 5 exons. The record is from RefSeq and is a predicted model, not a curated record.
AUGGAUGCCCCAAGAGCUUUUGGCCUGCCCCCCCAGGCCACCUUUCAUGACAUCCCUUAUGAUCAACGAUGGGAGCCCCUCAAGAACAUCAUCAUCAGCGCCUUUUUGGGGGACGCUACAAGUAGUUCACUCACAUUUCCGAAACUUUGCGAGUUCAUGAAGGAGCACCAUGGUUUUGAUGCAUCACCUGCCCAGUAUCGCUAUCGUCUCGGCCAGUGGGGCAUCCGAAAGAAUACGAAGAAAGACGAGAAGACGGCUGUAAUCACAGUUAUAGGGAAGCGUAAUCGACCGGGGGGUAAAGUUGCUGAUGUGGAAAUUCGACAAGGAGAGAUGAUGAGGCCCGUGGAUAGCAAACAGAUCAAGAGAUUCAUCAAUGAUAGUAUUCGUCAUCAUUCUGUCCCGGCAUUGACCCCUGGCAUGAUAUCUCAAUGGAAUCUUCCAUACGCAGCGUACCGAGCUUCCUUCGCGAGGCGAGAUGAUCAAGCUUUUCCUUUCAGCCAAAACCCGCCAACCCCGCAAUAUCUCCGAGUCAAUAGCCCCGACACAUCGACUAACACGGUGGACUACUACUGCACAAUACCUUCGCCACCGAAGGAGCAGACGAGCUUUGAUCUAGGGGAUCAAUCAUCUUGGACCGAAUGGCCUAGCUCUCAAACUUCUCGGUCCUACCAGACUUCCAUUCAAGAAGCCUUCACAGCAAGCCGGUUUAGUGCAAUUUCACCGGAUGAAGUACCGAUCAACAACGAGGUUGUUGCGAAGGUUUUGACCAAAUCACCCGAGCAACUUUCACUAGAUUCAUGGGUAUUUGCCAUAAUGACUGGCAACAUAGACCUUCUCAAGAAACUUGUGUCCGAAGGUGUGCCCAUACCCGACCUGGAUUUCGCAGGAAUUCACCCAUAUCAUCUCGCAGCAUCAUUUGUAGACGGAGGUAGUGUCUGCUGCCUCGUUUUCUGCGAACUUACCAGGUCUUUGAGCAGAAGGUAUCCGAUCGCGUUGAAGAACAUUGACUCCAAUGGACAUACUGUACUAGACACUCUUAUGAUCUCGAUUUUGCGUUCCCACACGGACUGUCUACCCGCGGACGUGAGCACAAGCUUUGUUCACUGUACUCGCUUCCCGGGCGAAGAGAAGGACAUUUGCGGCCGCUGGGAUGCUGAUUCACCAGCAGUACGACAUCUUCACUCAUCCGGACAAUCUAGAGUCCCUGCACGGUGGAAGCAUACCUUCUGUCACACGGACUUUUCCGACGGCGUUGCACCAGUUGCGGGCUCGAGAUGA